Molecule: messenger RNA, 774 nt
Organism: Arabis nemorensis
Lineage: Eukaryota; Viridiplantae; Streptophyta; Magnoliopsida; Brassicales; Brassicaceae
Source: the annotation of a GenBank genome assembly
AUGAAACUCUUAGAAAAAAUAAUAUAUGCUGACGUUUUGAUGAUGGUAAUGGUGAUAUGGGUCGUGCCCAUGUGUUACGGUCAUGGAGAUCAAACUGGGUCAGAUUGGAAUGAUGCGCGUGCAACAUUUUAUGGUGACAUCAAUGGUGGUGAAACUCAACAGGGAGCUUGUGGAUAUGGUGAUCUAAACAAACAAGGAUAUGGUCUGGAGACCGCGGCACUGAGCACGGCGUUGUUCAACAACGGCUCUACAUGUGGGGCUUGUUACGAGAUCAAGUGCGUAAAUAGUCCACAAUGGUGUUUACCCGGUAUCAUCAGGAUAACAGCUACAAAUUUCUGUCCACCAAAUUACGACAAAACCACUGACGUUUGGUGCAACCCACCACAAAAACACUUUGAUCUCUCCCAACCAAUGUUCCUCAAGAUCGCCAAGUACAAAUCAGGUGUUGUCCCGGUUAAGUACAGACGUGUUCCUUGUGUGAAAACCGGUGGUGUCAAGUUUGAAACCAAAGGAAACCCUCAUUUCUUAAUGGUUUUGCCGUACAAUGUAGGAGGAGCCGGAGAUGUUAGGGCCGUCCAGGUUAAAGGAACCAAGACCGCGUGGAUACCGAUGAAGAAGAAUUGGGGACAAAACUGGAACACCGGUGUUGUGUUGACCGGACAAUGUUUAUCGUUUAGGCUCACAUUAAGUGAUGGGAUUACGAAGGAUUUUAUUAAUGUGACAACACCGAGUUGGAGCUGUGGACAAACUUUUGAUGGAAGGAUUAACUUUUAG